ACGAAGGAGUCUCGACGUCGGGUUCCUCGUUUCCCCCGCCCUGCGCUGUCCUUGGUUGCUCCCGCCCUCUAGUUUCCUGUUCCUUCCCGGCUUCCGUCCUUUCCUUUUGCUCAGCGGCAGCAAGUCUUCGGUGCCAUUAUGGCGAAAAUCAAGGCCCGUGAUUUACGAGGGAAGAGGAAGGAAGAGUUGUUGAAGCAGCUGGACGAUCUCAAAGUAGAACUGUCCCAGCUGCGUGUCGCCAAGGUGACCGGAGGAGCAGCCUCAAAACUCUCAAAGAUCCGGGUUGUGCGCAAAUCCAUCGCCAGAGUGCUGACAGUCAUUAACCAGACCCAGAAGGAAAACCUCAGGAAGUUUUAUAAAGGGAAAAAGUACAAGCCUCUAGACCUGCGGCCCAAGAAAACACGUGCCAUGCGGCGCAGGCUGAACAAGCACGAAGAGGGUCUUAAGACCAAAAAACAACAGCGGAAAGAGCGCCUGUACCCCCCUCGGAAAUAUGCCGUGAAAGCAUGAGCUUCUGGUGCCCGGCUGCCCGGCUGGCUUCCUUUUUCCCAUUAAAGAUGUUUUGUCUUUCAAA
Molecule: messenger RNA, 574 nt
Organism: Sphaerodactylus townsendi
Lineage: Eukaryota; Metazoa; Chordata; Lepidosauria; Squamata; Sphaerodactylidae
Gene: RPL35
Product: ribosomal protein L35
Exons: 4
Coding region: 139-510 (123 amino acids)
Biological process (GO): translation; maturation of LSU-rRNA from tricistronic rRNA transcript (SSU-rRNA, 5.8S rRNA, LSU-rRNA)
Cellular component (GO): ribosome; cytosolic large ribosomal subunit
Molecular function (GO): structural constituent of ribosome; mRNA binding
Source: RefSeq, a predicted model, not a curated record